This is a messenger RNA of Phlebotomus argentipes, 5680 nucleotides long. Its product is annotated as protein kinase C-binding protein NELL1-like. The transcript has 15 exons. The record is from RefSeq and is a predicted model, not a curated record. Bases 482 to 3133 code for a protein of 883 amino acids. NCBI's taxonomy places the organism in Eukaryota, Metazoa, Arthropoda, Insecta, Diptera, Psychodidae. Gene Ontology annotation, molecular function: protein binding; calcium ion binding.
CUUCGAAGACUCUGUCGUGUGUGGUUUGGCAGACCUCCUGACUUGUUUCCAGCUCUUGUGAGACUGUGUGCGGAUUUGCCUUAGUUGAGUGGAAGAAUUUCUCAAGUGGACUUUGCCGACGUGCGUGAAGGUGAAGUGAGACGGUGAUAUUCUGCGGACACUGUGCGUGAGCGAGAGACUGGCUUUGGCGAGGCAAAGCAGAAGCGCGCGUGGGAGAGAAUUGGAGAAAGGUUGAGAAAAUGCCGAAGAGUCGCCUGGGCGACAAGUGAGACUGCCCGAGACAGCGAACAGGGACGGAGAUUGUAGAGGAGAGAGGAGGACAGUUAAGGACAGUUCGGGCUCAGUGGGACGAUCAGUGGACUGAGGCCGACGGUGCGUGCGUAGAGCCAGGAAUCUCCUGCCGUUAGGAUUGUGAUGGUGCUCGCCGAGGAUUUUCACCAGGAGCCCGUCCGGCUGAGGCCGCGAUCCGAGUAGCUCUGCCAUGUCAACACUUCCUGGGGGCCAUUGGACAUCCUGGGGAUGUGUCCAGGCUCUCAUCGUGACCUUGGCCAUCCUGCUUCUGUCAGAUCCAGCGAGCGCUUUGGAUCCUGGCAUAGAUCUCCUAGAAGCGCUCAACCUCUACACGAAUCACUCCUUCUACGACGGUGUCUCGCUGUCGGAGGAUCCCCAGCAACGAAUUGCUUAUCAUCUGCAAAGUGGUCAUCGAAAUUUACUUCUUCCGCCAUCAGUUUUCAUUCGCGCAGCCAAUUCAAUACGAAAAACAAACGAAUUCACACUCGCGGCUCAUUUACGGCAGGACAGAGAUAAUAGUGGGUCCAUCAUUGCGUUCUCUUCUGGUGCAAAUAGGUAUCUUGAAUUGCAAUCGAGUGGCCGCCGUGAUGAGUUGCGAUUCCAUUUUACCUAUACGACAUCAGAAGGUGUUUCCCAAGUGCAUGUAGAAUCCUUUCCGAAAGUUAUCAUAGACGAUAAUAAAUGGCACAAGAUAGCACUCUCAGUAAGUGGCUCCGAAAUUCAACUACUAAUUGACUGCCAUCCAUUGUAUAGACGAGUGACACAUUUUUUACCAGAUAGAAAUUUUAGUGCUUCCAAUAUGCAAUUGUUUGUUGGACAGAGGAAUCAACAAAAUCAUUCUUUAUUUAAAGGUUACAUUCAGGACGCUCGCGUGAUCCCGAGCUCCUAUGGCUACCUAACGCAGUGUCCCCACCUGGACACGCACUGUCCCACGUGUGGGCAAUUUAGUCACCUGCAGAGCUCCGUGGAGGAGCUGCGACAGAGUUUGGAGGAUCUAAAACAAAGGCUAGUGGCUGCAGAAAGUCGCGUUCUGGAGCUCCAGGAGUGCGACUGCCGGAAGUCGUGCGUGCUGGAGAAUGGCACGCGCAAGGAGGACGGCGAGGCGUGGGACGUGGGAUGCGAAGUCUACAAGUGCGACCGGGGCAACAUCAGCCACGGCGCGCGAGUCUGUGAUCCUUUACCGUGCAAGCAUCCCGUCACCCUGGAGGGUGAAUGCUGCCCAAAGUGUUUGAAAAAGUGCUUCAUCAAAAAGCAAGAAUUUGAACAUGGUGAAAGGCAAAUUCUCGGAUGCCGCGACUGUUCAUGUAUAGAUGGAAAUAUGAAAUGUGAUAUAUUAGAAUGUCCAAAGUUGUCAUGCCCAAAGGAGUUGCAAUUCUCCGUGACCGAUGAGUGUUGCAAGUUCUGUCCAGGAGACGAUUACUGCUCGAAAGGUCACGCAUGUCAUACUAAUGCUACGUGUCUUAAUCUUAACACCAAGUACACGUGUACCUGUCGUCCGGGCUUCCAAGGAGAUGGGUUUCAUUGUGAGGAUAUCGACGAGUGCGCUCAACAGGGCGGCCUCACGGGCAACCACUGCCACCUGAACACGCGCUGCGUCAACACGUCGGGAUCGUACGUGUGCGAGUGCCUACCCGGCUACAGUAGGUUAGACAAAUUCAACUGUGUGGAGGUCAACGAGUGCGACACGGGGCAGCACGCGUGUCACGCCAACGCCGAGUGCAUCAACACGCAGGGCUCCUACCACUGUCGCUGCCGUCCCGGUUACUCCGGUGACGGCUACGACUGCAAGCCUGUGUGCAACCAAACGUGCCUAAACGGGGGCCAAUGCGUGGCGCCGGGCGUGUGCUCCUGCCGUGUGGGCUUCGUGGGUGCCUCGUGCGAGCAGGACCUGGACGAGUGCUUGGCCGGGAUGCAUGGCUGCCGUGAGUCGUCCGUGUGUGUGAACAUGCCCGGCUGGUACUACUGCAAGUGCAAGCCCGGCUUCCGGACACGCGACACGGACUGCGUGGACAUUGAUGAGUGCCGCCACGGGACGCACAGUUGCCACGCCACGGCGCGCUGCGUCAACACCGAGGGUCACUUCGAGUGCCAUUGUCCUCCCGCCCAAGAGGAUCCCAAUUGUCGCCUUAGUUGCAUGUUCGAAGACAACGAGAUUCCGGAUGGCGCCAGUGUGUCGCCGCAGAAUCAGCCGUGCAAGGUGUGUACUUGCGAGCGCGGCGUGAUCUCGUGCGCAGACAAACCGUGCAACUGCUCAGCGUGGCGCGGAGGCGCCGGACGCGAUCUCUGCUGCCCACAAUGCGACCCCAAGGAGUCCUGCCAGCACCAGGAGCUGAAGCAUGUGGUCUUCCAGAGUGGCGAGCAGUGGAUCUACCAAUGCCAAACAUGUGAAUGCCUCUACGGGGAGUUCGAUUGCUGGAAGUUGGAGUGUCCGCCGCUGACGUGCAGCAAUCCGCUGCCUCUGCAGCCGGGCGACUGCUGUCCGCGCUGCGAGGACGACCCCUGCAACUUCUUCGGCAACGAGACGAGCGGCGCUGCGUCGGCCGGCAAGCCGUGCUCCUACCAGGGCCACGCCAUCGCCUCCGGACAGACCUUCAACGAUCCCUCCAGCCAGUGCACCACGUGCGCGUGCAAGGUCCCCUACUGUGCCCAACUGGACGGGCGUCUCUGCUGCAGCUUUGGCAGCUCUUGCGCUGACCCUGCUGAUCACCACGGAUCUGCAGUCACUGAAGCGUCUCAUCGCCAUUUGGCACCGCAAGCAGCGUCCGCUGAGACGCCCACGCCUGUCCCACUGACAUCCUUGCUGAGGCCCGCGGGCCCGCCGACGCGCUCGCCCGGCGUGUGAGCGAGAGAUAGUAGAGCCCAGGAGAUGGCGCGGCGAGAGUCUGACCUGUCGGAGCCACGAUGAUACUUUGCAGGAAAAAGUAAACACCAUGAUUCAAAUUGAGAUGAGAUGAUGAGAGAAGAGUGCCGCUGAAGAAGCCUCGAAGUAUGGAAAGUCACACUUUAAUUAACAAAUGGAUUCUAUGAAAUGAAAUGAUUAUUAAAUAAUACUGUUGCAUUGACAUUCCUUUGUGCGGAUAACUUUUAUACAGACACCCAAUGUUUGUUGUGUUGUACACAAAACGACAAAAUACCUUUUCACUCUCAUUGAUUUUGUUGUAAAGUUUCAUGGGAAAAAUGUGUCACUUUAGUACCGUUUUAGUACAUAAUGGUACGUUUUGUUUUUGUAUGAAUUUUUGUAUGUAAAUUUCUUCUGUAUAGCAAACGUACGUCCUAUUUAAAUGUCAAAUGAGGGAAGAAGUGUAGGAUUUAUCAAUUGAAAUCAACCAAAAUGUCUAUUUGUCUUCUAUUUAUAUUUGAAUUAUUUGUGCAAAUCUUUGUUUUUUUUUAGUACUUCAUUGCAUGUUCCUUUGAAUUUAUUGGAAAACUAAGGGAUUAAUAUUUUUGGAAGAGAACCACGUCAAAUUUACCAAAAAAUGUGACGUUUUUGUUCCUGAUGCGAAAAGUGAGGGAAAACAUUUUGAGAUGAACAAAAAACAGCAAAAAAAAUCAAGCUUUUGCGACAACAUUAAGAAAGAGAAAAAAAACUUGUUAUUUAAUUCUAGAUGAACCCAAACUCCCGUUUAACGAAGAACAUAGUUUUAAAAAAUGCGAUUUUGAACAAAAUUAUUGAUGAGAAAUCCCACAAGAAGAAAAAAAAGCGGAAAAAUAUGCAUAGAACUUUCAUGCUAAGCGACGUUGGGCGGUGAGAAACAAGAAAUAAGAAAAAAAGCACAAAUAUUUAAACAAAAAUUAAAAACAUGUUAAAUAACUUUUAGUUCCUUCAUUGUCUUUUAGAUGUAAGAGCGCGAGCGCGAUUGAGAAAAUAGUGUGAAUUUGCGAAUUUCUUUCUUUUCCAAAAACAUAAAAUAAGCAAAAAAAAACAAAAAUAUUAUAUUAUAAAGUUUUUCACAAUUGAAAAGAGAUGAAAAGUAAGGGAGAAUUAGUGAAAUGUGUAUGGAAAAUUCAUGAAAUUGUCCAUGAAUGUUAGUGUAUUGAUUAAAGAAAGGAAGUAAUAAUUGAAGAAAAUAAACUUUAACAAUUAAUUAUGAAGUCUUUUAAAUGCCUUUUUGUGUGAGGCGACAAAAAACAACCCUUCCGCUGAGGAGGGGGGAGAAGAAAUUGCACUCUUGUAAAUAGAGGAAGAAGAUAAUUAAUGAAGAAGAAGAAAUCAAGUAAAUAUAAAUGAGAGGAAAUAUUUAAAUUAAAGAAAUAAUGUUUUAAUUUCACUUAAGCCUUGUGUUAAUCAAUUUUGAUGGAUUUUGUAUAUAGAGAACAAAUACUUAAAAAAUGAAUUAACAGAUAAUAAAUAUUUAUUACACUGAAGGAGGGGAGAAAGAACACAAAGGAGAAAUUUAGGCGUAUUGAAAAAUUAAAAAAAAAAAUUUGAGAAAAGUGAAAAGUAAAUCAAACAUUCAAUUACAGAAAUUUCUAAAUAUUAAAAAAAAAAAUGAAAAUAUCUCACAAUUUUUUCAUCACUUCUCAACAAAGAUUAUUAUCUUUUGACGAGCGUGAAGAAAGGGAGAAUGACAAGGAGACCUAUUUAAAAAGUAAUCUAUUAACAACAUUGAUGAUGGAAAUGAAGAAUGGAGACUACGUAUUAAUAAUAAAAAAAAAUGAAGAAAAAUUAGCACAAAUAAAAAUAAUUCUUGUAAAUUUUGCGAUAGAUAUAAAAUAUAUUAUAAAUAUUUAAAAAGAAAAAAAAUAUAUUGUUAACUAUGUAUAAACAGACGCGAGGAAGAAUAAAUGAAGGAUGUGGAAUUAAAUUGGAGGAAAUUGUGACAGAAAAUGCAACUCUUUAACAGCAAAAAAGGAAACUAGAAAAUAGAAGAGAACUAAAGAAAAAAAAAUGAACAGAGAAUCAGAGAUGAAAAUCGAAAAUUUACCAACCAGAACACAUUAUCAGAAAUUUUCCCCCUCUUUCCCAUGACAAGAAAUGCUCACAGCAAAAGCGCCAAUUUAGUGAGAAAGAAAUUGAAAAAAAAUAUAACUUUUAUCAUAUCUUGAAGUGAAAAAAUGCCACGAAAACCACUAAACUAAAAAAUUCACUAAAAGACGAUUUGAUGGGGUGGAAAAAAGUACUUUUUUAUAUAGAAGAAUUAGGAAUUUAUGAAAAUAUAGUAAUGAAAAAGAAAAUCAUGUUUGACUUUUCUUGCAUAAAUUUGACACUCAAAAUAUAAAGAACAAAAAAAAUUACUUCACUAGAGAAAAUGAAUAAUUUUUCGUGAUAAAAUUACCUUCUUUUUCUACACACAAAGAUUAAAUAAAUGAUGAAAAAAAGCAUUAGUUUUCGAGUUGAAUGUUGUAGAUUUUUGAAAAAUUAAACUCACUGUGAAGAGAAUUUAAUUUA